Molecule: messenger RNA, 1512 nt
Organism: Talaromyces atroroseus
Lineage: Eukaryota; Fungi; Ascomycota; Eurotiomycetes; Eurotiales; Trichocomaceae
Exons: 6
Coding region: 1-1512 (503 amino acids)
Molecular function (GO): FAD binding
Source: RefSeq, a predicted model, not a curated record
AUGGUUCCUCCGAUUUUCUCAAUCUUCUUGACUACUUCUGCGUUGUCGUUCCUGCCCCUACUGUCGUCGGCACAAAAUACUUCAGCGCAACAGAAAGGAGCGCAAUGUUGUAAACUCUUGACACAAGCAUUCCCUAGCAAGGUGGCUCAGAAUGGGACUACUGCUUACACCGUUGAUGAUACGGACUUCUGGUCAACUUCUGAAUGGCUCUCGCCUAGCUGCAUAUUCCAACCAACCGAGUCGCAAGAUGUUUCAGACGCAGUCAAGCUUUUUGUAGAGAAUGACUGCGAGUUUGCCAUCCGUGGUGGCGGCCACUCUGCCGUUCCUGGCGCAGCGAACAUUGAUGAUGGAAUUCUAAUUACGUUUGCAAACAUGAAAAACAUCAGCAUCCACACUGAUAGCCAGGACGUUCAGUACGUUUCUGUUCAACCUGGAGCAGUUUGGGGGGAUGUCUACACCUACUGCGACCAAUUCGCAGUCGUGCCAAUGUGCGGUCGCUAUUAUCCAGUUGGCACAGGGCUCGCCCUAGGGGCAGGUUUCUCGUUCUUGAGUAACGCAAACGGCUUCGCGGUUGACAACAUAAAAACUUACGAAGCUGUACUCGCUAAUGGAGCUAUCGUGGAGGUUUCUCAGACCAAUUCUCCCGACCUUUUCAGGUCUCUCAAAGGUGGUGGUAACAACUUUGCCGUUGUUACGCGUUAUGAUUUACUGCUCUACCCCGGUGGACCAGUGGUCGGUGGCCAGAUAACCACCCCUGAGAAUCAGACAGAAAAAUGGCUGGAUCUUACGUACGACUACAGUGUCAGACAGGCAGUACUUGAUGUCAACACUCAUGCCCUGCCUGCGAUUCUAUAUAUGGCCGGCACAGAUGAGGUGAUAACAAACACCCCUGUAUAUUACAACAGCCACAAUAGCAGUGUCUUGCCACCCAUUAUGGCAGGAUGGUACAAUAUGACUGCAUUAAAUGAUACCGUCCGUCAAGCUUCGUAUGCCGCUCUAGCACUCGAGUUCAAUGAAAAUCAGGGUGAUGGUCAAUUCCAAGAACAAAGAACAUAUACCAUCACCGCGAAUCGGGAAGAAUACGCCCGUGUUUGGUAUUCAUUCCUCAAAUGGGGACGAUCGAUUGGCAAUGUAACGGGGUUGACUCUCCUACACUGCAAUAUGCCUCUGACGCCACGCAUGAUGAAUGCAGGCGUUGAAAAGGGCUCUAAUUCAUUGGGACUUGCUGGAACGGAUGAUGUUCUUUCAAUUCUAUACUUCGGCUUGAGUUUGGACACUUAUAAUGAAACGAUUGUCAACUCCUUCAACUCGUUAUUUGAUACUCUUCAAAGUGGGUCUAAAUCUAGAGGAUUAUUGAAUCCGUACAUAAUGUGGAAUUACGCCGGCCUCGGUCAGGAUAUCUUCCUUAGCUAUGGACAAUCUUCUUUGAACUUUAUGAAAGAAGUAAGCAAGCAAUACGAUCCAACAGGUGUUUUCCAGAGACUUGUUCCUGGUGGGUUUAAAUUAUUCUAG